CCUACCAAGUUAUACUGGGUGGUAAAGCAGAGAACCGCAUAGGCACUGUGCUGCACAAAAAUCGGAAAUCGUAUGGUUGUGCCACCCAUCACUUGGAGACACUACAGUGGGUGAAUUCAUCUAGUCGUUGCACGAGUGAGACUUCACCAAAACAGCACUUUACGAGUAGUUAUGAAGGUUGGCAAACUGCCAGCAUGCACACUAUGUCAAACGCGAUGGAUAUGACACUGGAUCAACCCAUGAAAAGCAGGGAAACCACUUCCCCAGGACCGCAACGGUCACCCAAGCCGCAUAUGGGACGUGACGGGUCUUUCUUGGGUCAUUCAUGCAGCAAUUGCGGUACCAAGAGUACUCCUCUAUGGCGGCGAUCGCCCACUGGUGCUAUGAUUUGCAACGCUUGUGGGCUCUAUUUGAAGGCGCGAAAUGUUCAUAGACCGACGAAACGCAACAGACCCCGACCUCAAGCAGUAUCUACCGCGGAUCAUGCUGUGCAAUUCGUUUCAGAAACGGCAGAAACGCCCGCUGAGACAGGCUGCGGCUCGGUUGGGUCGUGUCCAGGCGGCGGCAAUUGUAAUGGUACCGGCGGUGCUGAGGGUUGUGAGGGAUGUCCAGCCUACAACAAUCGAGUAUACAAAGCGGCCGCUAGGGUAAUACCGACAUCACAGCCUGUGUAUUCUCAGCCCCCUGCGGAGUCGAUUAAGGCUCAUCCGAUGACACCAGAAUCGACCUCUGGAGGUCAAGAAAAGAGCGAUCUUCUUGUUGCAUGCCAUAACUGCGGUACUACUGUAACACCCCUCUGGCGACGCGAUGAGGAUGGCCAUCCAAUUUGUAAUGCUUGUGGUCUGUACUACAAGCUGCAUGGAUGUUACCGACCAACCACGAUGAAAAAAUCAACCAUCAAAAGAAGGAAACGGGUAGUCCCUGCCAUGCGUGACCACUCCCCAAGCGGCAUGACACAGUCGUCCGGCGAUUCUUCUGCCUCUCCAGAAACUCAACCGGCAGCACUGGCGCAUAUGUCAGAUAGACCGAUCCUCGCCCCACCUCCAGUUGACUUUACUGGUUACAACGGAAAUGCAGCCACUCUUCCUCACCAUCCUGCUCCUCGAUUACCUGACCUACAAUCUUCUUUUCCCCGUCAGUCACAUUCCCCUGGGUUAACAACCGGUAACAGGGAAGGGGAAGUCCUUGCGCCUAUCGAGCCCUCAAACCAACUUCCCCCGAUCAUGUCACAGGCCAACCCUACACCACCCGCGCGUCUUAGUCCGAUUUCGUCAAUUCUCAACCAAGGCAAUGGUGCCGAUGAAAUCAAAAUGGGCGGCUAUAGACAUUCGCCACCAUUGAACCCCCAAUCACGACUCCCUUCCCCUGGACAGCCGGAUACAUACCACAAGCUUGAGCGUCGAGCCCAACUUCAACGCGAAGCCGAGCUAAUGCGCGAAGCCCUGAAGGCCAAAGAGCGAGAGUUGGCCGAGCUUGAGAGAUGACAUUUUUGAAGCAUACGACUACUACGAUAUGUUAUGUGACAUUUUACGUUUUGACUUAGACUAUACCCGGGGGUGCUAUUACUUGGGCCAAUUUCACAAGUGGCUGCAAGUGCAAUACGGAGUUUCCAGGUUUCUACCUUUUCUAUUAAAAAUGACUGUACUUUAAAAUGGUAUCAAUGAUGUGUUUAGGCAAUGAAUGAGUCUCCUUAUGUGCUGACCUGGAUAUUUGAAUUUGAUUCGUUGGUAGAACCAAUCGACGGCAAGCUAUGUCAUUAUGAGGUUACCCACCACUCAGAUCUCCUAGGAAUUAACGAAACAACUAA
Molecule: messenger RNA, 1807 nt
Organism: Talaromyces proteolyticus
Lineage: Eukaryota; Fungi; Ascomycota; Eurotiomycetes; Eurotiales; Trichocomaceae
Exons: 3
Coding region: 195-1484 (429 amino acids)
Biological process (GO): positive regulation of transcription by RNA polymerase II; negative regulation of transcription by RNA polymerase II
Molecular function (GO): RNA polymerase II cis-regulatory region sequence-specific DNA binding; zinc ion binding; DNA-binding transcription factor activity, RNA polymerase II-specific
Source: RefSeq, a predicted model, not a curated record